Castor canadensis (American beaver) is the source of this 538-nucleotide messenger RNA. The record is from RefSeq and is a predicted model, not a curated record. Lineage: Eukaryota; Metazoa; Chordata; Mammalia; Rodentia; Castoridae.
CAGUUGCGCGCCGGGAAGCCAAGAUGUCGUUCCGAAAGUAUAAGCCGGCGGACCUGGCAACUCUGCCCAGUACCCUCGACCCAGCUCAGUACGACGUAUCUCCGGAGACCCGGAAGGCGCAAGCCGAGCGGCUGGCCAUAAGAGCCCGACUGAAACGCGAGUAUCUCCUUCAGUACAACAACCCCAACCGCCGAGGGCACAUCGGUCUCUGGGUAGCCCAAGCUGGUGUCCACCUCUUGGUCCUGUGCACUAGCUGCCUCCACUUCCUGAGUGCCGGGAUUACAGUCAUGUACCACCAUGCGUGGUGCGAGUAUUUUUUUUAUUCAAAUGUCACAACUACUUAAAGAACUAUGUCCUAUUAUUCUCAUUUUGUAGAUAAGAAGAUAACAUGGGAAGAACAGAUAGCUUAUGCAGAUGUAUCCACUAGCAAGUCAUAGAGAUGUAUUUGAGACCUGGUCUGUAUAACCCCCAGCAUCUUUUACUUAGUUGUCUGUACUGUCUUCAACCAGAACUUUGUUACUUGGAAGAAGGUGCAGAA